CAGCAUUUUGUGCUGGGCAGAACAGGACCCCCCCCCCCCAAAAGACCUGCCAUCCAAAUCCUGCUGGGAUCUUGUGUACCCUGGGAUGCAGAGGAGGGACAGGUCAGAGGGAAUCUGGGAUUUGUGCGACGCUCCUUUUGACUAAUCUCUAGGCUCCAUUCUUCCGACACGCUCUUCGUACUUGGGACUUCUCAAGAUCGGAAAUCAUGCCUCUGUCAGGGACACCCGCGCCCAUCAAAAGGAAAAAGUCAUCGAGGAUCAUCACUGACUUCUCCCACAUCACACAGGAUGAGUACGAAUCCGAGCCCGAAGCCUCCGAGUUCGACCUGGGCCCCAAGAUCAGUACCCCCAAGGACAUCAUGCUGGAGGAGCUGUCCCUGCUCAAGAACAAGGGCUCCAAGAUGUUCAAGAUGAGGCAGCUGCGUGUGGAGAAGUUCAUAUAUGAAAACAACCCAGAUGUGUUCACCAGUGAAUCCAUGGAGAACUUUCAGAAGCUGGUGCCCACUCUUGGGGGACAGAUGAUGGAUGUAGGCGGCCACAUUGUGAGAGGGCAGAUGGUUGGUCAUGUUGGCAGGCUUGGGCGUGCACCCAUCCCUCCUCCCAAACCUGGCAGCCUGGUCAAGGGAGUACUGGUGACGGGUGCGGGAGGGAGCGCUGUGGGUGUUGCAGGUGCGGGGGGAGCCGGAGGAGCCGGAGGACUCGCAGGAGGUGCUGGUGGGCAGGGUGCUGGAGGACAAGGAGGUGGAACCAGCCAACAAGCAGGUGGGACGGCUUCGGCUUCGGACAAGUCCAAGAAGAAAUGCGAAUACGUGAAGACGUACAUAUCGCCGUGGGAACGAGCAAUGAAGGGCAACGCAGAACUAAUGGCCACCAUGAAGGCUGAGAUGCCGGGACCCAUUAUGUACCGGGAACUGCCGAAGUACAAGUGCUUUAACAGGAGUGCCAUGCCCUAUGGGGGCUUUGAGAAAGCCACCCAGCUUAUGACCUUUCAGCUGCCAGAGGUUGACGUGGCCCCCGUGGAGCCACAGCCAGCGGUGGUUUACCAGCAGGACAUCGGCUCACGACCCUCCUUUAACCGCACACCCAUAGGCUGGGUGGGCAGUGGGGAGACAAGCCACAUUCACGUGGAGGUGGACACCAUCCCCUUUGAUGGGGAGACCGAUGAUCUGUGAUGUGUUCCCUCUCUCUCAUAACCCGACACACAGACACAGACACACACAACACACACACAGUAGUAGCCAACGGUUCAGACAGCUUUCCCUGGGUCAGUCCAAAUCCCUUAAACGAUCACUUUGUGAAAAGGAGACGGAACACAGUUGACCAUAAUUCCUCCCCUCGCUAAUGACUGGGCAGCUCCAGAGCAUUAACACAGAAAAGGGGAAGGAGAAACUGAACCACCUCAAAUGUAGAUUUUACAUUUUUUAUUUAGGAAUUCAGCAAAACUCUUUAAAGUACUGUCAACAGAAAACAAAUGCAAGGCUGACCUCAGAAUCACCACAAAAUGCCUUACUGCUUCAUCUUCACCAUGUGCAGCUUUCCUGGUUUCAUUCAGACAUUUGUUCUCGUUGAUGUCAGCGACCCCGCUGCGGGAAUUUCACGCUAAAGACGCCGAACAAACGGUUCCCCUGCUUAGAAGUGAGUGCAUGACUUGCGCUGAUUGUGAUGGCAGUACUAGAGACAAGAACAACGCCGCAUUUCCCUUGCUUUUUGUGUCCCUUGCUUUCAAGUACAUACUUCGACUGCUGGUCUCAUCCGUUUCUCUCAGUGCCCGACCACGUCUAGGUGACAGAGCUGGCAUGUAGUUAGUGUUUCCUCAUCAUGCAUCAGACUGUUUUUGGCAGCUCGGCCCUUAAACUGUCUCUUUCACCACCAUGCCGAUACACCCAGCUGCUAUAGUGAACGCUGGGAUGCCAGCCUCCUACACUGGAGCACUUCACAUAGCUGCUUCUCCUUUUUAAUUACCUACUAAGGCAAUAAACAUUUUAAAGCUAA
Scleropages formosus (Asian bonytongue) is the source of this 1992-nucleotide messenger RNA. RefSeq names its product myozenin 1a (gene myoz1a). NCBI's taxonomy places the organism in Eukaryota, Metazoa, Chordata, Actinopteri, Osteoglossiformes, Osteoglossidae. Gene Ontology annotation, molecular function: actin binding; telethonin binding; FATZ binding. The record is from RefSeq and is a predicted model, not a curated record. The coding region runs from base 207 to 1172 and encodes 321 amino acids. The transcript is spliced from 6 exons. Gene Ontology annotation, cellular component: Z disc; actin cytoskeleton.